Paramecium tetraurelia is the source of this 501-nucleotide messenger RNA. RefSeq lists its product as uncharacterized. The transcript is spliced from 2 exons. Lineage: Eukaryota; Ciliophora; Oligohymenophorea; Peniculida; Parameciidae. The record is from RefSeq and is a predicted model, not a curated record.
AUGAGCUACUCAUAAGAGUUCUCUCCAUUAUCUAUGAAGGAGGAGAUUUUUUUUUAGAAUGAAACUGAAUCUACAUCUUUAGAAUAACAAUUGCGCAUUGCUAAUGAGAAAGUCCUAUAAUUAAUGCAAUAUCAAUAACAAUUGAGUGAAGAACUAGAGCAUCUACACUAUAAAUACAGAGAGACUUAAUAGGAAAAUGAGAUCCUUUCGAAUUAAUUGCACCAGGGUCCAGAUGAAACCAAAUUCCUUAAUUGCGUUCUCGAUAUGGUUCGUGUCUGUCAUCCUUAAGAAAAGCCUAUCUCCCUGAAAUACGCCUGGAAAUGGUUGAAAUAUGUCGUUGAUGAUUACAUAGAAUUAAGAAAACGAAAUAAAAGUGCUAAUACUCAAAGUGAAGUCUUCAAGAAUCCAAAAAAGAACUCGAUUAUAGUUGGCGAUUUAUUGAGAAAGAAUUGCCAGGUCGCAGAAAGUUAAUAUAUUAAAAAUUCAAAAUGCCAUAAUUGA